GCCCCCGGCCCAGCCCUCUGUCCCCCGCGGCCUGCAGCCUGACUUCCUCCCCCCACCCCGCAGCUCGCCGCCCGGCUCCUCGGACGGGGCCGCCCCGAUGGGACGCCGCGCCCCGGCCCUUGCGCGCAGCUGAGCCGAGCGCCGCGGAGCCGAGCCGCGCCGCCGCCGCCGCCGCCGCCGCCAGCCUCUGCCCUGCUCGCCCCCCAGGCCGGGAGCCUCGUCCUCGGUCCCCCGGAAAGCUGGAUUUCCGAGGCUGGAGGCGCCUGGCCGACUGGGUGGGGACCACCAUGGGCAACGCGGCAGGCAGCGCGGAGCAGCCCGCGGGCCCCGCCGCGCCGUCCCCCAAGCAGCCCGCGGCGCCCAAGCAGCCGAUGCCCGCGGCCCGGGAGCUGGAGGAGAGGUUUAACAGGGUUCUGAACUGCAUGAACUUGCCCCCGGACAAGGUGCAGCUGCUGAGCCAGUAUGACAACGAGAAGAAGUGGGAGCUCAUUUGUGACCAGGAGCGGUUUCAAGUCAAGAACCCUCCCACAGCCUAUAUCCAGAAGCUGAAGAGCUACCUGGAAACCGGUGGGGUCGGCCGAAAGGUAGCAGCGGACUGGAUGUCUAACCUGGGGUUUAAGAGGCGAGUUCAGGAGUCCACGCAGGUGCUGCGGGAGCUGGAGAUCUCCCUGAGGACAAACCACAUUGGGUGGGUGGAAGAAUUCCUCAACGAGGAGAACCGCGGCCUGGAUGUGCUCCUCGAGUACCUGGCCUUUGCCCAGUGCUCCGUCACGUAUGACAUGGAGAGCACAGACAACGGGGUCCCCAGCUCAGAGAAGAGCAAGCCCCUGGAGCAGUCGGUGGAAGAUCUCAGCAAGGGUCCAUCCUCGGCCUUGCCUCCUCAGCCCAAGAGUCGCCACCUGACCAUCAAGUGCCCCCCUUCUCCCCGGCUGACCCCAGCCCACAGCAGGAAGGCUCUGCGGAAUUCUCGCAUUGUUAGCCAGAAGGAUGACGUCCAUGUCUGUAUCAUGUGCUUGCGUGCCAUCAUGAACUACCAGUCUGGCUUCAGCCUUGUCAUGACCCACCCAGCCUGUGUCAAUGAGAUUGCUCUGAGCCUCAACAACAAGAACCCCAGAACCAAGGCUCUGGUGCUGGAGCUGCUGGCGGCUGUGUGCCUGGUGCGAGGAGGACACGACAUCAUCCUUGCAGCCUUUGACAAUUUCAAGGAGGUGUGUGGGGAGCAGCACCGCUUUGAGAAGCUAAUGGAAUAUUUCCAGAAAGAGGACAGCAAUAUCGACUUCAUGGUGGCCUGCAUGCAAUUCAUCAACAUCGUGGUACACUCUGUGGAGAACAUGAACUUCCGUGUCUUCCUGCAAUAUGAGUUCACCCACCUGGGCUUGGACUUGUACUUGGAGAGGCUUCGGCUCACCGAGAGUGACAAGCUGCAGGUACAGAUCCAAGCAUACCUGGACAAUGUUUUUGAUGUGGGUGCGCUGCUGGAGGACACGGAGACCAAGAAUGCUGUGCUGGAGCACAUGGAGGAGCUGCAGGAGCAGGUGGCCCAGCUGACAGAAAGGCUUCGGGACGCGGAGAACGAAUCCAUGGCCAAGAUUGCCGAGCUGGAAAAGCAGCUAAGCCAGGCUCGAAAGGAGUUGGAGACCCUGCGGGAGCGCUUCAGCGAGUCGAACCCCAUGGGUGCCUCUAGGCGUCCUUCCGAGCCUGAGAAAGUGCCUACCCCCGUCCCUGCACGGCCUUCGGCCCUAGAGCUGAAGGUGGAGGAGCUGGAAGAGAAGGGGUUAAUCCGUAUCCUGCGGGGGCCCGGGGAUGCUGUUUCCAUCGAGAUCCUCCCGGUCGCUGUGGCAACUCCAAGCGGUAGUGACGCUCCGACUCCGACUCCGACUCCCACUCCGGGAGUGCCCACCGGCUCACUCAGCCCAGGCUCAGAUCUCCCACCUGCGGCAGAACCGGAGCCGGUUGCCGGAGCAGCACCCCCACCGCCACCGCCCCCACUGCCCGGCCUCCCCUUCCAGCAGGAAGCCACGCCUUUGGCGCCCCCUCUGGCCUCACCCCUCCCUGGCAGCUCAGAUCCCCCGCCCCCUCCCCCACCCCCACCCCCGCCGCUGCCGGGAGACUUGCCGCCCCCACCCCCACCGCCACCGCUGCCUUCUGGCACAGAUGGGCCGGUACCUCCGCCGCCCCCACCGCCUCCUGGAGGUCACUCUGAUGCCCCAGAGAUGGGCCCAGGAGUAAAGGCCAAGAAACCCAUACAGACCAAGUUCAGAAUGCCACUCUUAAAUUGGGUGGCCCUGAAACCCAGCCAGAUCACAGGCACCGUCUUCACUGAGCUCAAUGAUGAGAAGGUGCUGCAGGAGCUAGACAUGAGUGACUUUGAGGAGCAGUUCAAGACUAAGUCCCAAGGUCCCAGCCUAGACCUCAGUGCUCUCAAGGGUAAGGCAGCCCAGAAGGCCCCCAGCAAGGCCACCCUCAUCGAGGCCAACCGGGCCAAGAACCUGGCCAUCACCUUGCGCAAGGGCAACCUGGGGGCUGAUCGCAUCUGCCAGGCCAUCGAGACGUACGACCUACAAGCCCUUGGCCUGGACUUCCUGGAGUUGCUGACCCGCUUCCUGCCCACGGAGUAUGAGCGUAGCCUCAUUGCCCGCUUCGAGCGGGAGCAGCGACCCAUGGAGGAGCUGUCGGAGGAGGAUCGCUUCAUGCUGCGCUUCAGCCGCAUCCCGCGCCUGCCGGAGCGCAUGGCCACGCUCACCUUCCUGGGCAACUUUCCGGAUACUGUGCAGCUGCUCAUGCCGCAACUGAAUGCCAUAAUUGCAGCCUCAAUGUCCAUCAAGUCCUCUGACAAACUCCGGCAGAUCCUGGAGGUGAGAGCCCAGGGCAAGGGUCUGGGAAGCGGGGCCCACCUAUGGCUCCUUGCCCGUUCUGGGUCGUGUGAGAGGGAGAUCCGGGCCUUGCUCUGUCUGUACCCUUGGGAUGCAACAGUUAUGUUCUUAGCGCUCGCAGACACGGAAAGACAAAACUAAGGCAGGGGUGGAGGUCACGAUUAGCAGAGUACCCACACCUGCUUAGUGGAGUCUCAGGGAACCAGUAGAAAGACCAUGAUACUACAGCCUAGGUGAUGUCAGCAGCACCAUUUUGGGUAGGAAUGGCAGAGGACAAAAUUGGGUAUGCCAAGGGGCACCUGGCUGGCUCAGUCCAUUGAGCAUGCAGCUCUUUAUUUA
Molecule: messenger RNA, 3212 nt
Organism: Panthera uncia (snow leopard)
Lineage: Eukaryota; Metazoa; Chordata; Mammalia; Carnivora; Felidae
Gene: FMNL1
Product: formin like 1
Exons: 20
Coding region: 288-3014 (908 amino acids)
Biological process (GO): cell migration; cortical actin cytoskeleton organization; regulation of cell shape
Cellular component (GO): cytosol
Molecular function (GO): small GTPase binding; actin filament binding
Source: RefSeq, a predicted model, not a curated record